Messenger RNA from Hyla sarda, 3213 nucleotides. Its product is annotated as KIAA2013 ortholog. The transcript is spliced from 5 exons. Bases 363 to 2228 code for a protein of 621 amino acids. NCBI's taxonomy places the organism in Eukaryota, Metazoa, Chordata, Amphibia, Anura, Hylidae. The record is from RefSeq and is a predicted model, not a curated record.
AUGUGAUCUACAUUUGACAGCGGAGCAUGCCGGGAGCGUUCCUGUUAUCGCGAUAAUUGGUGGGGACCGGUGACACUUCCGUGUUGUUGUGGUAACAGCUGGCAGUGACAGAGGAGAGGGCAUCGGGCUUCAUGGUGCCCCGGGUGUCGCGUUGGUUCCGGAUUUGCUCGCGUUGGUUCCGGAUCUGCUCGUGGCAUGUGUGGCGGUGAUGCCGGACGUAUGAACCAUCUUGGAGACUGUUGCUUUUCUUUCCUGCAAUGACCCUCAGUCUGUGCCACAUGACUUGGUGAUUUAAUCCCCCCCCCACAGCUAUUCCUCCGUACCUUCCUUUCUUAAGACGUCCUCGCCGCACUGACUCCCAGAUGUGGUUACAACAGAGGCUCAAAGGUUUCCCGGGACUGCUGUCCAGCAGCUGGGCUCGCCGCAUCCUAGCCGCCUUGGGAUUUCUUCUGAUAAUCUACUGGUAUAUGUCCACUGGAUCCAUGUUCAGGUCCUUGUGGUUUUCAGGCCAGACCCGCAGUGGACCUGGGGGGUGUCUACAGACCCAGACCAAGCAAUGGAAGGCCGUGUCAGACAAGGGGGACUUGUUGAUAAUCUCUUACCCAGGAGAGGAAUCCAAAUUGCAGGGCCCGGCCAUGGUCGGGAAUGGAUUUAUGCUUGUGGACGUUCACAAGAAUAACUUAUGGGUGUCUUCUGCCACCGUACCGUUCCGUAUAACGGACUACUCUCCGGUGACGUACGUGAAGAGCUCGGGGGCAGUUGCAGAAAUCCAAGCCACGGCCAUCUUCUAUAGAGAAGGGUUAAUAAGGACAAUUCGGUGCUUUCAGAUGGACCAGAAGGACUCUCACCGCGACUGCGUCUCGGUCCGUGAGGACUACUUUGCGCACAGGAGCCGACCUCACCUAUACGUUCAGAGGAUCCAUGUCUCCAACCCCAGCGACAAGGUGGUGGCUUUCGACAUCUCCUCCCAGAAGCAGCUCACCGGGGCUCAGUUUUCCUCCAGCGUUGAGAAGGUUCAGGACAGGCAGUUCCUUCUCUCCUCCGGACGGGUGGCCUUGGAAGACGGGAAGAGUAUUCUGGUCGUGAUCGCCACGAAAAAGCUGGUGAAUCGGGUGCAGGUCAGCCCUAAGUCUGAAUUGGAUGAAACCGUUCUCUCUGUCGUCUAUACGUCUGAUCCCAUCGACUCGGGAAAGCUGGAGGAGACCUUCAGUAGACUGCGAGAGUCUGCAAAGAAGGAGAUGCUGGAGGUGAUGCACAUGAGGGCCGAUGACCUCUACAACGAGCAUCAACAGAUCUGGUCAGACCUAUUUGUUUCAGGCAUUGAAAUGAGAAAGAUCAAGGAUGCCCAUACUCCCUCCAGCGAUACCAUUAACAUCACACUUUACUACAUCCUCUCUUGCUCCCUGGCUCCCCUGGUCGAUCCUCUCAUCAGCAACGAGGAACGAGAGAAAAUGGAGCUGUCUCUGAAUUACGCCGACCAUUGCGUCAGCGGUCACGCUACCAUGCACGCGGAAAAUCUGUGGCCCAGCAAGCUGAGCGGGAUCACACAGCUCCUACAACUCUGGGAGCUGUGGAAAUUGACCUUACAGAAGAGGGGCUGCAAAAGCCUGGUCUUAGCCGGUGCCCAUGGACUCAUGCAGGGAAUGAUGCUGAGCUUCGGCGGCCUGCAGUUCACGGAAAACCACCUGCAGUUCCAGUCCGACCCGCACGUCCUUCACAACAGCUAUUCCCUACGAGGGAUUCAUUAUAACAAGGACCUUAUCAACCUGGCCGUCCUGCUGGACCAAGAGGAGAAGCCUUUUCUGCACGUCUCCGUCAAGUUCCAGGACAAACUGGUGAAACUUUACGCCUGCGAAGCCGGGUGUCUGAAGGAACCGGUAGAGCUGACCUCCGAAAUCCGAGGACACAUGUUCCCUGUGCUGGUCACCCAACCCUUAACCCCAUUACUUUACAUAUCCACGGAACUGACCCACCUACAGGACUUGAGGCACACCCUUCACCUGAAGGAGAUCCUGGCCCACGAAGAGCACAUGGCCAAACAGUACCCAGGCCUGCCAUUCCUAUUCUGGUUCAGUGUGGCCUCUCUGAUCACCCUCUUCCACCUCUUCCUGUUUAAGCUGAUUUACAAUGAGUACUGCGGACCCGGCGCCAAGCCGCUCUUCAGGAGUAAGAUUUGCGGUGAGGAACAGCAGAUCCCUGCAGACUACUCUGAAGAUGAAAGUGUCUGACUGACAACACAAAAUGAUGCAAAAAUCUCCGGCUCAGCCAGAAGAGGCCCAUCCACCGUAGGACCCGAACUGACCCAACGUACAAUGUAACCAAAUGGUUGUGUGACCUUUUAUACUACUGUGUAGCAGCUGUAGAUAGAUGGCAAAGCAUUGGUAACUUUCUACCUAUUAUAUACACCAGUGUUUCCCAACCAGGAGGCCUCCAGCUGUUGCAAAACUACAAUUCCCAGCAUGCCCGGACAGCCAACGGCUGUCCGGGCAUGCUGGGAGUUGUAGUUUUGCAACAGCUGGAGGCACCCUGGUUGGAAAACGCUGAUAUACACAAUGUUAAAAGGAACUGUGGUACACAAGAUAAGGGAUAAGUGUCAGAUCAUGGGGGUCCGAUGCUUGCACUCCUUACGAUCUCCUGCUGGAUCGUUAGCGCUCUCAUGUGUUGACCACCACUUCGUGCGGUGGUCUACAGUAAUCUGUGCAUAGGGCAAAGGUUGUCCCGUGCAUUAGGGGAGCCAGGAUGCUGGGCAGGGGAUUGCGAGGGGUCUCAGCAAUCGGACCCCCAUAAUCUGACACUUAUGCCCUAUCCUGUGGAUAGGAGAUAAGAACUUAUGUACCGCAGUUCCUCUUUAAGGCCUAAUAGGAACGUCUGGGAAUGGGGGAUCGCAAUGAGGCCAAGGCAGGAAAUACCUCAUCCUGGUCCCCCAAUACCCGUAAAGCAAUAGACCUAAUUAUUAAGUAAGUUCCUAAAAUGUUUGUUUGUUUUUGUUUAAAAAAAAAAUGCAGUGGAAUUUAUUUUAUUUUGUGAAUAGUGUGAAUAUAGCGAUCACAAUAAUAGUAUCACCCGGGAUAUAGAGAUCUCAGAGAAGCCAAGGACUACGAGAUGUAGCCAAAUCCCUGAUAAUCAAUCAGUCGUAUUGUUUGGAUUGAGGUGUUUUUGUUUUUUUUUGUUGUAAAUUUUGUAUUUAAUUAAAUCCAUCAUUUUAAAACCUCC